Molecule: messenger RNA, 1067 nt
Organism: Glycine soja
Lineage: Eukaryota; Viridiplantae; Streptophyta; Magnoliopsida; Fabales; Fabaceae
Product: fasciclin-like arabinogalactan protein 11
Exons: 2
Coding region: 65-814 (249 amino acids)
Source: RefSeq, a predicted model, not a curated record
CUCUUCUUUCCACUUGUAACAAACAUCUUAGUCUUCUUAAUUUCCUCACUCGCAAGUCACACCAAUGGCAAAGCUAUUCAAUUUCCUCCCUCUCCUCUUCCUCAACAUCUUCAUUCAAACAAUUUCAGCCCAAGUAGCACCAGCACCAGCGGGCCCCACCAACAUCACCCAAGUUCUUGAGAAAGCAGGCCAAUUCACAACCUUCAUCAAACUUCUCAAGGCCUCACAAAUAGCUGAUAGAAUCAAUUCGCAGCUCAACAACUCAAACCAAGGCCUAACCGUAUUUGCACCCACUGAUAAUGCAUUCUCAAGCCUCAAAGCAGGGACACUAAACUCCAUAAACUCACAAGACCAAAUGCAGUUGAUACAGUUCCACAUUCUCCCCACUCUCUACACCAUCUCACAGUUCCAAACCGCAAGCAACCCUUUGCACACGCAAGCUGGGAACAGUGAUGAUGGAGAGUACCCUUUAAAUGUCACCACCUCAGGGAACCAAGUGAAUGUAACAACUGGGGUGGUUGAUACUACAGUGUCCAAUACUAUCUACAGUGAUAACCAGCUUGCAGUGUAUCAGGUAGAUAAGGUACUUCUUCCAAUGAAGCUUUUCGGCGCAACGGCACCGGCUGCUUCACCGGCAGAGGCUCCGGCACCGACCAAGCCGGAGAAAAAUGUCCGGGCUGGGGCUGCUGAUUCUCCUUCAGGGUCGUCGGACACGUCCGCUGAUGCUUCGAGUGCAGUGAGUUUGAAAAGGCACACAGUUGAAGGUGUUACCUUUGUUGCUGCAGUUGUUGUCAUGAUUGUUUCUUGUUUCUGAAUGACACAGGAGUAAAGUGGUCAUGGGUCCUGGUUGGUCCAACGACUCGAACAUUCCGAACCAAAGUGAAGGAAGAAACUCAAAUUGAUUCAAAACCAUCAGUUUGAUUCAAAUUUUAAAAUUGUAAGCUUGAAAAUAUCAGUUUAGGCAUCUGGUUUAAGUGGAUGGAAUCCAAAAACGCACUACCCGAACCUUUACCUUUUUAGCCUAUACUUUUAUUUUAUUAUGUAAUGGUGGGCAACAACUUCUAUCU